AUGGCGACCCAGGCAAUGGAGAAGACCCUGUAUCAUGCGCAGGUAUCACUCAUCAACGCAUAUGCCCUGCUAGCAAUCGAAGCCUACAACUUUAUCCUCCAAACACCCGCAGAUAUCGAGAUUUGGAAACUUCAGAUUGCCAUUUGGAAAGGCCAAAGACCAGGUCCGAAGCUGAAUCUGUCUUGGAUGUUCUACCAGGCCGUGCGAUGGUCCAUCUUGCUCAAUGUCCCGGCCGCCCUGCUCGUCAGUGGCCGACCGGCUAGCUGCUCUGCUACGCUCAAAGCGGACUGGGCAAUCUUGACACUCGCAGAGACCGCAUCCGCCCUCCUCUUUGCCUUUCGAACCAUGGCCAUCUGGCGCGGAGCUCUUUGGGUCAAGAUCUGUAUGGGCUUUGGUGUCUGCUGCGUUCUCGGCGUAUGGGUCUCCAUCAUCCCAUUCUUGGGCGCGACAAAUCUUCCAGCUGCACCUUCGUACGGAGCGGGCUGGUGUGCUGGUCUAGUUGCGCCAUCCUGGAUCUCCGCUGCCUACUUUACAAGCGCCGCUUUCGACCUGGCGGUCGUCACGCUCACAUUCUACACGUACUCGAGGAGCCGAAUGGAUCUGCUGGCUGGUCGACGUCGUAGCAGCACCACUGGCACUGCUCCAGCAACCAGCACACCUCUUCUACUCUUUUACAGAGAUGCAGGCGGCUUCUUUGCGCUGAGCUUUGCCGCGCACCUCAUCAACGGUAUCUGGCAAUUGACGCUUCAAGAUCCAGUGCUCAUCACGCUCUUCCAGCCAUACGCCACUGCGGUCGUCUUGGGAGCAGCUCCUCAAGUGUACAUCAAUCUACGUCUGCACGGCACUACAAGACAGGCGCCCGCUCCCUCCAGCUCCUACAAAGAAGGCGCCAGUGGCACCGGUACAGGGGGACCGAGCAGCGGCGGAGCAGGAAACAGCGCUGCAGCUGUCAGGAGGCAGCGCCACCAGAAUGCUCUGCGAGCGGAUCCCUUUGACCCGAACGGUGAUCCCAACGAAAUGUACCACAAUGCGGAUGGUACCGGCAUGCUGCCGCUCUCUGCCGGAGGCGCGCAGUCGACCAGCUUCCAAAAGCGGGGAGGGGCCAAUGUCGGUCUGGCCUCUCCUACCGGCUGGCAACGCACUCCCGAGUCGAUGACGAGCCCCAUGUUCGCAGCAGCAGCAACGCCUUACCAGAUCCAAAGUGGCGAUUACAAGUCUCCCAGACUUGACGACGAGCGAGAGUCGUUAUCGAGCGCGAUCAACUUUGCCGGCUUCAACAGCAGCGUGGGCACUGCUCCGCUGCAUCCCGAGCCGCCUUCGCCCACUUCCGUCCCAGCGGAGAGCAACGGCAUUCCCUUGAGGCUCAAGGGCUCCCUCGACGCCCACGAUGCUCGAAUGGACCCGCUUUCGCAAAGAGCCGUGUUCGACCAGAGGUCUCAACAUGCGCCCAUGGGCUCUUCCACACCUCUACACGCCGAUUUCGAGAUUGUCAAUGAGCGUCAGCCUCAGGUGCCUCGGAGUAGCGACUUGGGAAUCGGCAUUACGACGCAUAUUCAACAAUUUCGGGAUUGA
Messenger RNA from Ceraceosorus bombacis, 1572 nucleotides. Lineage: Eukaryota; Fungi; Basidiomycota; Exobasidiomycetes; Ceraceosorales; Ceraceosoraceae. The record is from the annotation of a GenBank genome assembly.